AUUGAACCCGCAACCUAGGUAUGUGCCCUGACCGAGACUGGAACCCGCAACCUUUUGGUGGAAGGGAGGACGCUCCAACCAACUGACCAACCGGCCAGGGCACAAGACAGCAAAGCGCUGCUGUUGGAGCGAACCUCACGCCCCGAGAGGACCGGUGGGCCGGGUGUCCGUUGCCAUGGUCCCCUUGACGCUCUCCCAGGGCUUCCGCGAGCCUUACGCCUCACGUGACGCGGCCCAAUAUGGCGCGGCCCAGGGUGUUUCACUGUCCACGUGGUUCUGGCAGGCAAGAUGGCGGCGGCAUCCAACGCGACCUCCUUGGAGUCAGCUCCGCGGAUCUUGCGACUGGUGGCCGAGUGCAGCCGCUCCAGGGCCCGGGCAGGCGAGCUGCGGCUGCCGCACGGGCCGGUGGCCACCCCCGUCUUCAUGCCCGUGGGCACGCAGGCCACCAUGAAGGGCAUCACUGCGGAGCAGCUGGACGCGCUGGGCUGCCGGAUCUGCCUGGGCAACACCUACCAUCUGGGUCUGAGGCCGGGCCCGGAGCUGAUCCAGAAAGCCCAAGGUCUGCACGGCUUCAUGAACUGGCCCCACAAUCUGCUGACGGACAGCGGCGGCUUCCAGAUGGUGUCCCUGGUGUCCCUGUCCGAGGUGACGGAGGAGGGCGUCCGCUUCCGCUCCCCCUACGACGGCGACGAGACCCUCCUGAGCCCGGAGAGGUCCGUGGAGAUCCAGAACGCGCUGGGCUCAGACAUCAUCAUGCAGCUAGAUGACGUGGUCAGCAGCACUGUGACGGGGCCACGUGUGGAGGAGGCCAUGUACAGAUCAGUCCGCUGGUUAGACCGGUGCAUUGCAGCCCAUCGGAGGCAAGACAAGCAGAAUCUCUUUGCUAUCAUCCAGGGUGGUCUGGACGCGGAUCUCCGAGCCGCUUGCCUCGAAGAGAUGACCAAGAGGGACGUGCCUGGCUUUGCCAUCGGGGGACUGAGUGGGGGUGAGAGCAAGGACCAGUUCUGGAGGAUGGUGGCACUGAGCACUUCAAGGCUGCCUAAGGACAAGCCCCGAUACCUGAUGGGGGUUGGCUAUGCCACUGAUCUGGUGGUCUGCGUGGCUCUUGGAUGCGACAUGUUCGACUGCGUUUUCCCCACGAGGACAGCGCGCUUUGGCUCUGCCCUGGUGCCUACGGGGAACCUGCAGCUGAAGAAGAAGCAGUUCCAGAAGGACUUCCGCCCCAUAGACCCUAAGUGUGCCUGUCCCACUUGCCAGAAGCACAGCCGUGCCUUCCUGCAUGCACUACUACACAGCGACAACACUGCAGCCCUGCACCACCUCACUGUUCACAACAUCGCCUACCAGCUGCAGCUGAUGGGCGCCCUGCGAGCCAGCAUCAUGGAGAAACGCUUUCCUGAGUUUGUGCGGGACUUCAUGGACACCAUGUAUGGGGACCCCACCCUCUAUCCCACCUGGGCCACUGAAGCUCUGGCCUCUGUGGGAAUCUCAUUGACUUGACCCAGCUUACGGGAGGGAGGGAGGGGAUGGGAGAUAUUGAAGGGUUGGAUUUUUUAUUACAA
Myotis myotis is the source of this 1562-nucleotide messenger RNA. RefSeq names its product queuine tRNA-ribosyltransferase catalytic subunit 1 (gene QTRT1). The coding region runs from base 289 to 1500 and encodes 403 amino acids. Gene Ontology annotation, molecular function: tRNA-guanosine(34) queuine transglycosylase activity. NCBI's taxonomy places the organism in Eukaryota, Metazoa, Chordata, Mammalia, Chiroptera, Vespertilionidae. The transcript has 10 exons. The record is from RefSeq and is a predicted model, not a curated record. Gene Ontology annotation, cellular component: cytosol.